This is a messenger RNA of Juglans microcarpa x Juglans regia, 2236 nucleotides long. Its product is annotated as ankyrin repeat-containing protein At5g02620-like. NCBI's taxonomy places the organism in Eukaryota, Viridiplantae, Streptophyta, Magnoliopsida, Fagales, Juglandaceae. Gene Ontology annotation, molecular function: protein phosphatase regulator activity; protein phosphatase 1 binding. The record is from RefSeq and is a predicted model, not a curated record. The coding region runs from base 443 to 2059 and encodes 538 amino acids. The transcript is spliced from 4 exons. Gene Ontology annotation, cellular component: plasma membrane.
AUAGCGCUUAAAAGUCAAAAGUGGGCCAAGCUAUCAUUUCACUCUUUCGCUCACCUCCACUCAACUCUUCGGUACUGAAAUUGUGGCCUUCCAUUUUCACACCUCGUUUCCACGCUUCUUUUUUUAUCGUUGCUUUCCAUUUUGUUCUCAGCACCCGAUUUUCAAACCCUUUGGCUGAGUUUUUCUUCCGUUUCUAGAUUUGGAGGCACAAAGCCCAGCUUUUUACACGCAGAAGAAGCUGCCAGAGUUUACUAUGAGUAUCAGAGUCAUGGGAGUUUCCUACAUGCUCAUCUAUGGAAGGAUCUAAAUAGUCUUAUCUAUAUCUAUUGGCGGAUUGGUAAUUUGGGGUUCAACUGUUAAGUAGACGAAACCCUCUUAAGGUUAGGACUUUCUUUUCCCCCUUAAUUCUGUGUUCUUAGAGGGUUGAGUGGAAUUGGUAUCAAUGGAAGCUCCGGAGAGGCAACAAAGAUCUGGUGGGAAGAAGAUGACCAAGCAGUUGACCGGAAAACGGGAUGACACGCCGCUGCAUAUGGCGGCGAGAUUGGGGAAUUUAGAAUUGAUUAAGGAGAUAUUGGCUAACGAUGGAGAUGCAGAGUUGAAGCAAUUGUUGUCCAAGCAGAACCAAUCGGGUGAAACUGCCCUAUAUGUUGCUGCUGAACACGGUUGCGUCGAUUUGGUUAAGGAGUUGAUAAAGCACUAUGACGUUGGAUUGGCUAGUACAAAAGCUAAAAAUAGCUACGAUGCAUUCCAUAUUGCUGCCAAGCAAGGGGAAUUGGAGAUAUUGAAGGUCCUCACUGAUGCCAUUCCCGAACUCUCAAUGACCGUUGAUCUAACCAACACUACUGCAUUACAUACUGCUGCAGCUCAAGGCCAUAUUGAAGUAGUAAAUUUCCUCUUGGAUAAAGGAAGCUGCUUGGCCACCAUAGCCAGAAGCAAUGGGAAAACAGCCUUGCAUUCGGCUGCGAGGCAUGGGUAUGUGGAGGUUGUCAAGGCUCUUUUGAGCAAAGAACCUGGAAUCACUACAAGAACUGAUAAGAAGGGGCAGACAGCUCUCCACAUGGCAGUUAAGGGACAGAACGUGGAGCUUGUGGAUGAGCUGGUGAAGUCAGGUCCUUCUUUGACAAACAUGAUUGAUUCCAAGGGCAACACUGCAUUACAUAUAGCAACAAGGAAGGGUCGACUGCAGAUUGUUCACAAGCUAGUAGAAUGUGAGGGCAUGGACAAGAUGGCCAUUAACAAAUCCAAAGAAACUGCUCUUGACACUGCUGAGAAAGCAGGGCACUCUGAGGUUGCCGCUAUCCUGCGAGAGCAUGGAGUUCAAAGUGCAAGCUCGAUCAAAACACCAACUGCGAACACGGCCCGAGAGCUGAAGCAAACCGUAAGCGAUAUAAAGCAUGGGGUGCAUAAUCAGCUAGAGCACACGCUGCAAACAAGAAAGCGUGUGCAAGGCAUAGCAAAGCGGCUCAACAAAAUGCACACAGAGGGGCUCAACAACGCAAUCAACUCAACCACUGUUGUUGCUGUCCUGAUUGCCACCGUUGCCUUUGCUGCCAUCUUUAACAUCCCGGGCCAAUUUGAGGAUGACCCAAAAGUGCUUCCUCCUGACUAUUCGCCCGGUGAAGCACGAGUCGCUCCCACAAAAGAGUUUAUGAUAUUCAUCAUCUUUGACUCUACAGCCCUCUUCAUAUCAUUGGCUGUGGUGGUAGUUCAAACUUCAAUUGUAGUAAUAGAGAGGAAGGCCAAAAAGCAAAUGAUGGCAGUUAUAAACAAGCUAAUGUGGUUGGCUUGUGUGCUGGUUUCAGUGGCCUAUCUUGCCUUGUCAUAUCUUGUUGUGGGAAAAAACCAUAGGGGGUUGGCUGUCGGAGUAACAGCCAUUGGGACAGUGAUCAUGGCAACUACAUUGGGAACAAUGUGUUACUGGGUGAUUGUGCACAGGAUGGAGGCUUCUAAACUGCGCAGCAUUAGGAGGUCAUCCAUGAGCAGUACUAGGUCACAAUCACGGUCUAUGUCUGCUGUAAUGUCGGAUUCCGAGAUUCUAAGCACAGUCUAUGCAAUUUGAGAGCUCCCUUAUUUUUUUCCUCGGUUUUGGAUCUUUCGAAUAUGUAUAUAUCCCAUGUAACAUAGUCUUAACCUUUUCCUAGUAAGAGAGCAUUGGAUGCUUGAACAAAGGAUGCCCAUGAUCCGAUUGUAUUUGUAUGAAUGAUCCAUAGAUCAUGCAUCGUUUCUUUUGAAGCAA